This is a messenger RNA of Rhodamnia argentea, 2452 nucleotides long. RefSeq names its product isochorismate synthase 1, chloroplastic. Gene Ontology annotation, biological process: phylloquinone biosynthetic process. The record is from RefSeq and is a predicted model, not a curated record. The coding region runs from base 1 to 1767 and encodes 588 amino acids. Gene Ontology annotation, molecular function: isochorismate synthase activity. Gene Ontology annotation, cellular component: plastid. NCBI's taxonomy places the organism in Eukaryota, Viridiplantae, Streptophyta, Magnoliopsida, Myrtales, Myrtaceae. The transcript is spliced from 16 exons.
AUGGCGGUUGCUGCUGGAGGAGGACGAGGAGGAGGGCGCUUCCUUGCACGUCUCGUCGACUCAUCAGGGUCGUCAUCCUCAUCCACAAAGUCCUCUGCUUCUGGUCCAUCCAUGGCCUCUCGACUCUCUUUCCACUUCCACGCUUACCGUUUCUUUCGAUUGCAGAAGUACCAGAGUUCAUGCUCAUUGUCCAUGAACGGCUGCGAAGGAGGGGACCCCACGUCCCCCAUCGGCAAUGCCGAGACCCGCAGCUUCCCGGCCGUGGCGACGCCUGGCCUCGCCGUGGACCGCCUCAGCUCCGCCGUGGCCAGCCUCAAGGCUAGCCCGCCGGGUUUCGGCUCCGGCAUUAUCCGUCUUCAGGUGCCAAUUCACGAAAAGAUCGAAGCGAUCGACUGGCUUCACUCUCAGCACCAGCUCCUCCCUCGCUGCUUCUUCUCCGGCCGGAACCCCAGCGGCAACUCCGAUUACUUUCUCGAGCCGUUCUCGGUCGCCAACGGCAACGGCAAUGGGCAUCUUCGCCGCCGGACGGAGCACAAGCUGGUCAGCGUCGCCGGCGUCGGAUCCGCGGUGUUCUUUCGCCACGUUCGCCCCUUCUCCUACGAAGAUUGGUUGUCCAUCAAAAGGUUUCUCUGCACAAGCUGCCCUUUAAUCCGUGCUUAUGGAGCGAUUCGGUUUGAUGCGAGAUCGAAUGUGUCACCAGAGUGGGAGGCUUUUGGUUCAUUCUACUUUAUUGUUCCUCAGGUUGAGUUGGAUGAGCUCGAAGAGAGCUCUAUGCUUGCGGCUACUAUUGCAUGGGACAAUGCUCUUUCUUGGACUUGGGAAAAGGCCAUAAAUUCACUGGAAGCUACAAUAAAUCAGGUGUCGUUGCUUGUAAUGAAGUUAAGAAAGCAAGUGCCUAAAGCAUUCAUCUUAAGUAAUAAUCACGUUCCCAGCAAGAACUACUGGGAUCUUGCAGUGAAGAGAGCUUUGCAGAUGAUUAAUGGUGAUGAAUCUGCCCUCAUUAAGGUUGUGCUAGCACGAAGCAGCAGAUUCCUUACUGCUACAGACAUAGAUCCUAUUACAUGGCUCGCUUGUUUACAGAUUGAAGGGGAAAAUGCUUAUCAGUUUUGUCUUCAGCCACCUAAUGCUCCAGCAUUCAUUGGAAACACGCCAGAGCAACUAUUUCACAGAACCAGGCUUAGUAUCAGCAGUGAGGCUCUAGCUGGAACACGUGCGAGAGGUGAAUCAGUGGCUUCGGAUCUCCAAAUAGAACUUGACUUGCUUUCAAGUCCAAAGGACCAUCUUGAGUUUACUAUAGUAAGGGAGAGCAUAAGAAGAAAAUUAGAGGCUGUAUGUAGUGGAGUGGUUGUAGAACCAAGAAAAGCAAUUCGAAAACUUUCUAGAGUUCAGCAUCUACAUGCUGUACUGGCUGGUAAAUUGAGAAGUGAAGGUGAUGAGUUUGACAUUCUGUCUUCUCUCCACCCAAGUCCAGCAGUUUGUGGAUUUCCAACAGAAGAAGCAAGGCUUUUAAUUGCUGAAACUGAGGUAUUUGACCGAGGAAUGUAUGCUGGACCUGUGGGCUGGUUUGGAGGAGGAGAGAGUGAGUUUGCUGUUGGUAUUAGGUCAGCUUUGGUUGGAAAGGGUCUUGGUGCUUUAAUUUAUGCUGGGACCGGCAUAGUGGAAGGAAGCAAUCCAUCUUCCGAAUGGGAUGAACUGGAAAUCAAGAUAUCUCAGUUUAAAAAAUUGCUCAAACUUGAGGUGCCUUCACAACAACGGUUGAUGACUUAGGGAUGAGGAUACUAAAGAUGAGAGCUGUGAAGUGCAUGAGUCUGGUUACUAAUGUCACUGGCUCUGCUCACAUUGCAUCCUUCUCAUUCACAUUUCUAGACUUUCAGAUUCAGCAAAGAAGGCUCCAUUUGAUGUUAGGUCUUUCUCGGAUCUCCAUACGACCACACUUUCUGGUGCAGAGUCCCUCUCGGGCACCCAAAUAAGAGACAUAGUUGGCAUUCCAUAUUUAUUCAUUUAGUAUCGAGCAUUUAUUUUGUGUGGAAAAUCGGAAUCACAUAAAAUGUACAUGCAUGCAGUGUCUGACAUCGUCUUUAUAUAUGCGAAUUCAUUUUUUCAUUCUUAGUUGAUUUCUAGCAGAUGAUCGAAGAAAUAGCAUUACAGCCUUGCAAUCUGGAUUUGGAGGGCAAUGAUCUGUUACCCUGGUAAAAUAGAAGGUCAGCUUCUAUUCUAACUAUGGAAUGCCGGAGGCAAUGAGGUUAGUCAAUCAUUAACCACAAGAAUAGAACCCCUCAACACCUUGGCAUCAUCCGGACCAGUCCCUGGGCGACUCGUUUGGAAGCUUCAUUUGGUUCUUAGGUUGCAUCGUAGGAUUAGCUAUUGCUACCUCCAAAAUCAGACGACCUGCGGUGUACUCCAUUUGUCAGUUCAAUAUGGAUCUGAGAAAACAAUUUGAAUCCGAUUUCCG